GACAAGUGGUAAGAGGUUCUGGAGAGUUCCAUUCCCUCUCUAACGUAUGUUGGAGAGAGAUAGAUACAGAGAGGAGAAACAAAACCUUUUUUUUCCCAAAUUUCUUCUAUGAUCUCGUCUACGAUCUCCUAUCAAUCCAGAAGAUCGUUGCCUCGAGUCCAUUGAAGCCACCAAUAUAUAGAUAUUUUGGCACUGUGGCUCUGUUUUUUUUGUUGGUAGUUGAAAUUCAUCGAAAGAAUCGAUUUUUAUUGUGUUUUUGUCGGUUUUGGUUUGUGGGUUUCGAGAAAGUAAGGCAUGGCGUCGAACGGUAACGAGAAAGGCAACGAUGAUUUGUAUGCUGUUAUGGGUUUGAAGAAGGAAUGUACCACCACGGAGCUCCGUUCUGCUUACAAAAAGCUCGCUCUUAGAUGGCAUCCAGACCGUUGUUCGUCGAUGGGGGAUUCGGAGUUUGUAGAUGAAUCAAAGAAGAAGUUUCAGGCUAUCCAAGAGGCCUACUCUGUUCUGUCUGACUCCAACAAGAGGUUCCUCUAUGACGUUGGAGCUUAUAAUAGUGAUGAUGAUGAUCAUGACCAAAACGGAAUGGGAGAUUUUUUGAACGAGAUGGCUACCAUGAUGAAUCAGUCAAAGCCUAGUGAGAAUAAUUCAGGGGACAGUUUUGAACAGUUGCAAGAUCUGUUUAAUGAGAUGUUUCAAGGAGACGCUACAGCAUUCUCCUCAUCUUCAUCAUCAUGCAAUGCUUCAACUUUCACUUCCUCUUGUAGCUUUGUCUUUGACACAAAUCCUCAGCAGUCAACGUUUGAGACAAACUCGAUGGGGAUGAAUGAUCCUUUCGCGUUUGACCCCAAAGCUCACACCUUCUCUUUAGGGGUGGAACAUCAGCGGGAUUUCAAGAAGGGGAAGAACAAUGGUGGGAGGAGAAACAGGAGGAAGAACAAUGCUCAAUCAGGUGCUCACGAAACGUCGUCGUCAAACAACUAUGGAGUCCCCACUUCAUAGCUAUUGAAGACCAUCUUUUUGAUAACUUAUCUCCACAUUUGUCGACUAGUCACACACAAGAGGACUGGUUCUGGUCUUUCUCAACAAGGAUGCAUCAAAAACUCCAAACGUUGUCGUUUGUAAAACUACCCUCCUCGUUCGUUCUCUUGGACCUUUUUCUCUCUCUCUCUCUCUCUCUCUCUCUACUUUGUGAUUGAAUUGUUGUCUCCUAAGCAAGAGUCUUUAAUGAAGUCAACGGCUUUAUGAUGACAAAUACUUGUCCUACCAUUCUUAAUUAGUCAUUGGCUUUCUCAGCA
Brassica oleracea var. oleracea is the source of this 1292-nucleotide messenger RNA. RefSeq names its product chaperone protein dnaJ 6-like. The transcript is spliced from 6 exons. The record is from RefSeq and is a predicted model, not a curated record. Bases 295 to 996 code for a protein of 233 amino acids. Lineage: Eukaryota; Viridiplantae; Streptophyta; Magnoliopsida; Brassicales; Brassicaceae.